GGGAGGACGGCGCCGACUCGUAACAAUACAUGACGGAAAUAUACGAGACAAUAACCGGAGUUACGCUUGAACUGCGGUUGUUUUUUUAAUUACCCAUACAUUUAAAGGUAAUUAUUAGAGCAUCGACUUGUUCUCUCCACAGACAAGCCGACUGUACACGCGGUUGCCCUUACAAAAGAAAUGACCUGUCCCACACCAGACCACCACGGAAAAUGGCGACUGUGAAAUAGAUGGAAGACGAAAGUAAGAAAUAAUUCAAUGCAGCGUAUAAACCGUGCCCUGCUGCCAUCCACUCAGCUCGGAGGUCAUGGCAGCUGAAAUGUCAUGUCUGUCAGGUGUUGACGAAGAUGACAAAGAUGCAGAUCCUGAGAUCAAUGCUCUUACACUCCUUCAGGAACCAGUGAGAAUGGCGCAAGAAUCAACCUCUUGCACCAAUUCUUUUAGCAAGUCUCCUCUGAAACAAAAUAAUGUCCUAGAUGUACUGUCAGAUGCAGACAUGUUGUCUCCAGUUGGGCUGGGAAAUGGACCUUCUUCACAUCAGGCCACUCAAGCCCAUGAACUCAACAGCCUCUCCAUUGAGAAAGAGGAGGAAAAGAGCAUUACCCCACUAAAAACUGUGCAGGAAAUUGACACAGCAGGGAUUUGGGGCUUUGAUGUAGAGUCCCCAGAGAACUCAUUGGAUAACUUUUCUAGUGCUAGCGACCUUCAUUGGGACCCUCACAAAGAGUUUAUGCAGUUUCUUUGGGAGAAUCAUAGUGAUUCCCCUGGUGAGGAAUCGAAAGAUGACGCCAACUCUGCCAACAGCCAAAGGAGACGAAAACGUAAAAUGGACAUGGUAGUCAUGGUGGAUCCCUCUGAAGACCUUUAUCCACAUAUGAGCCCCAAGUCAUCUGAGGAAUUGUCUGACACUGAAGCUCAGGUAGACUCGAGCCAUGUCAGAAAAGUCAGAAAGUCAAGGAAAUUCUCAACAUCACAGACAUCACCAGCAGGCAAGGUUUCAGGCUAUCCUAAUGGAACUGUAAAGGCCAUUAAGGAAAUUCUUUACAGUGCCCCUGCACGAAAUUCACAUGAGAACAGUAUAAGCCACAGCCUUUCAUCACUCAAAGGUAGACUCACGAUAAAUUCUCUUUCAGAUGGAAAACCAUCAUGUUACCCUUGCUCAAAAUGUAAGCUGAUAUUCAAGAAAGAACAUCAUUUGCAUCGUCAUAUGAAGUCUCAUGUUGAACCACCUAAAAUUUCACCAAAGCCUUUUAUAUGUCGAGAAUGUGGACAGUCUUUUAGACAAAGCCGUUCACUCAUUGAGCACAUGUCCAUCCAUCGGGGCAAGAAAACAAAACUCAACGAAGAGAUCAGAGAUUCAAAUGAUAAAAAGAAAGUGGACAAAAAUGCAAAGUUUUACUGCCCUCAAUGCCCAUUUGGAACAAACUGCCCAAACACAUUUGUUCAACAUGCAAAAACACAUGAGAAGGACAAGAGAAAGUUCAGAUGUGACAAAUGUAGCUUUAGGACUCUGAGUGAGAGUGAUCUUCAGAGACACAACAUUAUGCAGCACACUGUUAUUACAGUUAGAAAGCAGCUCCAGAAUGAUGACCCUGAAAUUUUCUCCUGUAACAUUUGUACAUAUAAAGCUUUUAGCAGAAACGUGUUUAAGAAUCACCUGCAGCGACGCCACCAACAAACCUUUGAGGAAUAUGAAGCUGCUCAUCUUUGUGAAAUGAAUGCACACCAACCCAAGGAGCCGUACAUGAACUCUUACAAAUCUCCAGUUGAAGAUGCAGAAUUCACAUCCAAAAUCUCAAUAAAUAAUCAGAUCUCUUCGAAAACGUGUUCCCCUAAUGAGUCCAGUGACAUUUCAGACUUGUUCAAGAAUAGCAAACUAAGGAAGGGGCCCAAGUCCCAAAUGACAGAGUCAAAACUUGACAAGUCCAUUAACGUUCUCCUGUCUCGACAGAGACAUGGAAAAAAGACAGCCGAACAAAAGAAGGAAAGCAAUAAUUGUGAAGCAUCGGUUCUGGAUCUCAAAGGUUCAGAAGACAACUGUGAUGAGCUACCAGGUGAUUUGACUUUCAAGGUUGAAGAUUUACCUUCAUCCCCAAAUGGGCCCAAGUUGAAUGUAGAUAUGUCUGCAAUCAAAAAGUCACCUUCUAAAAGGAAGAUGUCCACCCCGUAUCGGAACACUUCUGACCAAGAAUCAUGCUUUAUCUUGCAAAAACCAUUGCCAAGUCCCAAGAUAACGAAUCAUGAAGAUGACGAAGAAGAGGAGGAUGGGACAGGCUACGAUGAAGCGGACAUUUUCCAGUUUAAGGAUACAGAUACCAACAGUAACCUUUUUGACAACGUUAUCAAAAAAGAAAAACAAAACAUUAUUUAUACCUAUAGCAGAAGAAUGUCCAUGAGAGGUGCAAUUCAAGCAUCUAAAAGGUUAUUUGAGAAAAUCAAGUCUGAAGAGCAAGAAAAGAACCCUGAAAUCAAAGAAGAAUGCAUUGAAACUGAAGUAUUCCAAGAAACCUUUGACCCCCACCAAAUACCAUUUGGUGAAUCCUUUGGAGACGAUUUGUCAGAGUUGGAAUCAGAUCCCAAGAACUGCCCAUACUGUCCUGCAAUCUUUGAGUCAGGUGUGGGGUUGUCAAACCAUAUUCGAGGACAUCUGCAUCGCGUUGGGCUCAGUUACAAUGCACGCCAUGUUGUCCCUCCUGAAGAGGUAGCUUCUCAAGACAGGAGGCCAAGAGUUCGACGCAAGAUGUCUGCAUUGCGCCGAUUGAGAAAAGCAUUGCAGCAAGAGUCGGAUUCCGAAGUCGUAAAGAGCGUUCACUCCUGUCCAUUAUGUGGGGACUCGUUCGACAACAGGACUGGACAGUCCAACCACAUACGAGGCCACCUGAAAAAGCUUGGAAGAACCUUUGUCACGAAGACCAAAUCCCCCCUAAUUUUACUGAGGGAGUUGAUGCGUGACAAGAAGGAGUUCCAGCGUGCUGUUCAAAUCCUGGGAAAGAGACGAAACCAUUUCCAAUACAGUGCUUCACCAAAGCUGCCCAGUGCUGAUCGCUUCACAUCAACCCCCACUGGAAUUCCAAAAAGUAGUUCUAAUUCAAGCCUUUGCACUGAUGCCAAACCACUGAUGCCCAAAUUUUCUUUAGGAGAAAUCAAAUCUGAAAAAAGGCAACUGGAGAGUAAUAUGGAUGUUAAAAAUUCACUCUCUGGCACAACCGCCUUGAUAGGAAUUCUGAAGAAGAGGAAAUGUCAGGAAGAUGUCAGAAUAAAAGCAUCCCCUCAGAUGUCAAGAAACACGGUGACGGUUUCCCCAAACAGUGAGCACAGUUCAGGAUUGAGAGUUGCAUCUUCACUGCCGAACUCAGUAUCCGAGAAAGGUGAAUUCAACAGGAAGGUUUGUGUUCAUUGCAAUGCAACUUUCCACAGUGGAGUCAGCUUAUCCAAUCACCUCCGCGCAUAUGCAAAAAGACAAAGGAUUGCCUUACUUGAGGGAACCACAAUUGACUGUAAAGCAGUGAGGACCCGCUCAAGGCCUGGCUCCAAGAAGAAGACACUGCCCUUAACCCAGACUCCAGAGGAAAUGUACAGGCUCACCUGCAGGUUCUGUGACCUCGUCUUCCAGGGUCCCCUGUCGGUCCAGGAGGACUGGAUUAAACAUUUACAGAGGCACAUUAUGAACACUGGUGUCCCUCACACUGGGCUCGGCAUGGUGGAGGUCACCCCGUUGGCCACGGAGCCCCCGACCUUCAAGACUGAUAAAGACAGCUCUUUGACAGUCUCACACGCUGCCUCAUGAGGCCAAUGGGGACCUUUUUAGAUUUCACUAGACUGUAUGUGUAUGUACAUUGGAUGUUCUUUCACUUUUCUUUUCUUUCUUUCUUUCUUUUUUUUUUAGUCAACACAAUGGCCAAAAGUACAAUAAAACUCGAUGCUUAAGAUAUUGUACAUCUUUGGACACUUGGACAAAUGAAAAAGGUUAAUUAUUUUGGAUAUUGUUACCUUUUGUCUGUUUUUACUUGGUCCACUUUCUGGAAAACAAUUCUAAGAGGACAAACUGUUUCUGUUUUAUGCAGUAAUGUAGUGUGGAACCCAUUUCUAAUGAAGACAACUUUUACCUCAGAUUUCUCAUGGUUUGGGUCAGUUUUUUUGUCAGCAAUUGAUAGCACUUCUCCUCUGUGUCAAUAUUCACACGAACAACACAGAAUCAGUUUUCUUUGUGUCAAUCAAACAGCCCAGUCUCCUUUCAGGCCAGAGUUACUGAGAUGAAUAUUUCAAGAAAGUGCGAAAUGAAAUGUCUGCAAACUUGUUAUGCAUAGAAAGUGUUUUUUAUAGUAUUUCAGUAACUGCAUUGUUUCUAAUACAAAGUUAAAACUGAAGGUGGUUUAGGAGGUUAAAAAAAAAGAGCUAACAGGCACAGCCUGUGCUGUUCAUGCCCUUCAUACAUGUCACCUAUAUUUAAUGUUUAAAUAUACUGUUUUAAGAUAAUUUAAUUUUAAAUGUACUAUAUUACACAGAUACAAUGCUUAAAACAUUUGUGUUGUUCUAAAUAAACAAAAGCAAAGAAA
Messenger RNA from Salarias fasciatus (jewelled blenny), 4556 nucleotides. It is a transcript of the gene znf644a, whose product is annotated as zinc finger protein 644a. Gene Ontology annotation, cellular component: nucleus. The transcript has 6 exons. Lineage: Eukaryota; Metazoa; Chordata; Actinopteri; Blenniiformes; Blenniidae. Gene Ontology annotation, molecular function: DNA-binding transcription factor activity, RNA polymerase II-specific; RNA polymerase II cis-regulatory region sequence-specific DNA binding. The record is from RefSeq and is a predicted model, not a curated record. Bases 308 to 3787 code for a protein of 1159 amino acids. Gene Ontology annotation, biological process: regulation of transcription by RNA polymerase II.